AUGCCCGCCAGCAUGUUCAGCAUCGACAACAUCCUGGCCGCCCGGCCGCGCUGCAAGGACUCAGUGCUGCCCGUGGCGCCCAGCGCCGCGGCUCCCGUCGUCUUCCCGGCCCUGCACGGGGACUCGCUCUACGGCGGCGCCGGUGGCGGCGCCUCCUCGGACUAUGGCGCCUUCUACCCGCGCCCCGUGGCCCCGGGCGGCGCAGGCCUCCCGGCCGCGGUCGGCGGCUCGCGCCUGGGCUACAGCAACUACUUCUACGGGCAGCUGCACGUGCAGGCGGCUCCCGUGGGCCCGGCCUGCUGCGGGGCCGUGCCGCCGCUGGGCGCCCAGCAGUGCUCUUGCGUCCCGACGCCCCCAGGCUACGAGGGCCCCGGCUCCGUGCUGGUGUCCCCCGUGCCGCACCAGAUGAUGCCCUACAUGAACGUGGGCACCCUGUCGCGCACCGAGCUGCAGCUCCUCAACCAGCUGCACUGCCGGCGGAAGCGGCGGCACCGUACCAUCUUCACUGACGAGCAGCUCGAAGCGCUGGAGAACCUCUUCCAGGAGACCAAGUACCCAGACGUUGGCACCCGCGAGCAGCUGGCCCGGAAGGUGCAUCUCCGCGAGGAGAAGGUGGAGGUCUGGUUUAAAAACCGCCGCGCCAAAUGGAGGCGGCAGAAGCGGUCCUCUUCGGAGGAGUCGGAAAACGCUGAGAAGUGGAACAAGACGUCGUCGAAGGCGUCGCCCGAGAAGAGGGAAGAGGAAGGUAAAAGCGAUUUGGACUCGGACAGCUGA
Molecule: messenger RNA, 774 nt
Organism: Budorcas taxicolor (takin)
Lineage: Eukaryota; Metazoa; Chordata; Mammalia; Artiodactyla; Bovidae
Gene: GSC
Product: goosecoid homeobox
Exons: 3
Coding region: 1-774 (257 amino acids)
Biological process (GO): regulation of transcription by RNA polymerase II
Cellular component (GO): nucleus
Molecular function (GO): RNA polymerase II cis-regulatory region sequence-specific DNA binding; DNA-binding transcription factor activity, RNA polymerase II-specific
Source: RefSeq, a predicted model, not a curated record